AUCAACUCAAAAUACAAACAAAAGAAAGAAAAAUGGUGAUGAUGAAGGCCACAUGGGUUUCCGUUUUUGCCCUCGCGGCGGUCCUCUUAUUGGUCCUACUUCCCGCGGCUGAAGCCGUGACAUGCUCGCCAAUGCAACUAAGCCCAUGUGCAGCGGCGAUAACGUCGUCUUCUCCACCAUCGGCGUUGUGCUGUGCUAGGCUCAAAGAGCAGAAGCCAUGCCUAUGUGGUUACAUGAGAAACCCUAGCCUCCGUCGCUUCGUAAGCACUCCCAACGCUCGUAAAGUCUCUAACCAUUGCAGACUCGCCAUCCCAAGGUGUUGAAUAAUCAAAGAACCGUUUGAUGUUUAUGG
Messenger RNA from Camelina sativa (false flax), 352 nucleotides. Lineage: Eukaryota; Viridiplantae; Streptophyta; Magnoliopsida; Brassicales; Brassicaceae. The record is from RefSeq and is a predicted model, not a curated record.